Telopea speciosissima is the source of this 1353-nucleotide messenger RNA. Its product is annotated as chalcone synthase-like. Gene Ontology annotation, molecular function: acyltransferase activity, transferring groups other than amino-acyl groups. Bases 33 to 1334 code for a protein of 433 amino acids. NCBI's taxonomy places the organism in Eukaryota, Viridiplantae, Streptophyta, Magnoliopsida, Proteales, Proteaceae. Gene Ontology annotation, biological process: polyketide biosynthetic process. The transcript has 3 exons. The record is from RefSeq and is a predicted model, not a curated record.
AAGAGAAGCAAUGGGAUCAGUUGGAGAAAUCUAUGAAGCUCAGCACUCACAGGGUCCAGCCACAGUACUGGCCAUUGGCACAGCAAAUCCAUCCAACUGUGUCUAUCAGUCUGAGUUCCCAGAUUUCUACUUCAGAUCCACAAAGACAGCAAGAAGCAAUGGGAUCAGUUGGAGAAAUCUAUGAAGCUCAGCGGUCCCAGGGUCCAGCCACAGUACUGGCCAUUGGCACAGCAAAUCCAUCCAACUGUGUCUAUCAGUCUGAGUUCCCAGAUUUCUACUUCAGAUCCACAAAGAGUGAGCACAUGAUUGAAUUAAAGGAGAAGGUCAAGCGAAUCUGUGAUAGAUCAACAAUCAGAAAACGUCAUCUCUACAUGACAGAGGAAACUAUGGAGGAGAACCCCAACUUCUACAACUCUACGGCUCCAACACUUGAUGCACGCCAAGAUAUUAUGAUUGUUGAGGUUCCUAAGUUGGCUAAAGAAGCAGCUUUAAAAGCCAUCAAUGAAUGGGGGCAGCCCAAAUCAAAGAUCACCCAUAUUGUAUUCACUACCAUUUCUGGUGUUGAUGCCCCUGGUGCCGACUUCCAACUCAUCAAGCUCCUUGGCCUUUCACCGACCGUCAAACGUGUGAUGAUGUAUCAUCUAGGCUGCUACGGUGGUGGCAGUGUCCUCCGUGUUGCCAAAGACCUUGCUGAGAAUAAUAAAGAUGCUCGUGUCCUCGUUGUUUGUUCGGAGUUAAACUCAGUUAGUGGCUUCAAGGGACCUACUGAGACCGACUUCCACACCUUACUUGGGCAAGCAAUCUUCGCAGAUGGCGCUGCAGCUUUAAUAGUUGGUGCAGAUCCUGACACAUCAGUUGAACGCCCACUAUUCCAACUUUUCUCAGCAGGUACUCGAAUUCUCCCAGACUCAGAUGAUAUGGUUGAAGGUCACUUGCGUCAAACAGGUCUUUCAAUCAGCUUAUCCAAGGAUGUAGCAAAAACUAUUUCUGGGAACAUCGGAAAAUGCUUGGAAGAAGCAUUCAACAAGAUUGGUAUUAGUGAUUGGAACUCCAUUUUUUGGGUGUCUCAUCCUGGUGGACCGGCAAUUUUGGACCUGAUGGAAGCGACCCUUGGUUUGAAGGAGGAAAAACUGAAGGCAUCAAGGAAAGUGUUGAGCGAAUAUGGUAAUAUGUCAAGCCCCACUGUGAUGUUCAUUUUGGAUGAGAUGAGAAAUAAGUCUCUUAAGGAAGGGAAAACCACUACUGGAGAAGGGUUUGAUUGGGGUGUGUUAUUAGGAUUUGGUCCAGGUCUGACUGUGGAGACAAUUGUCUUGCGUAGCAUUGGUACAAUUUAAUCCAGGCUUGCUAAUCUUA